Molecule: messenger RNA, 579 nt
Organism: Penicillium riverlandense
Lineage: Eukaryota; Fungi; Ascomycota; Eurotiomycetes; Eurotiales; Aspergillaceae
Product: mitochondrial 54S ribosomal protein uL13m
Exons: 2
Coding region: 1-579 (192 amino acids)
Biological process (GO): translation; negative regulation of translation
Cellular component (GO): ribosome; mitochondrial large ribosomal subunit
Molecular function (GO): mRNA binding; structural constituent of ribosome
Source: RefSeq, a predicted model, not a curated record
AUGUCCACCACAGUCGGCAAGACCCGUCUUGCCUACUCCCGAACAUGGCACUACAUCGACGCCGGCUCCGACGAGCGAUCGCUCGGGCGCCUUGCCUCCUCAAUCGCCCUGGUACUGAUGGGCAAGAAUAAACCCAUCUACGAUCCCUCGACCGACUGCGGCGACUACGUGGUGGUCGUGGGGUGCCACGACCUGCACACGACGGGGAAGAAGCGGCAGCAGAAGCAGUACUACACGCACACGACGCGGCCCGGGAGCUUGAAGAGCAUGUCAAUGGACCAGAUGUUUGCCAAAUGGGGUGGCGGGGAGGUACUGCGUCGGGCAGUGAAGGGGAUGUUGCCCAAGAACCGGUUGCAGAAGCCACGGCUAGCGCGGCUGAAGAGUGAGUUGCUUGCCCUGGACAGAUGUUUGUCGCGAUUUUUUCAGGGGGCGGUUUUGACUAACGAUAUAUAUCCUGCAGCGUUCGAAGGCCUUGCCCAUCCUUACAAGGAGAAUAUUAUCAAGUUCGGGAACGAGACUGUGCUAGGGCACAAGACGGAAUUCCAACAGGCGUUCCAGGCCGCGCGCGAGUCUUCAUAA